UUAUCAUACAGCAUACACACAGCAGUCAACUUGGCAAAAAUCAGUUCUGCAAAAUUCUAAAACGCAAAAUGGACAUUUUUGAAAAUACUUUUGUAAGAGGGCCCUCGCCAUCAUACUCUGACGAAGCAAACUCGGAGACAGCUUUAUCCGUUACCUUGCCAAUUGGAGGUGUCGAAAUGGAUCUGGGCCGUAAGGAUUCGAAAUCGGAUACUGUGAAUUUCUUCGACGAGAAAUUCAAUUCGGACUACGAUAAUGAUAGCUAUUCGCAUUUGCAUCCCGGUCGCCUGAAUCGAAAUAGCUAUGCUUUUUGGACCGCUGUCGUAGUGCUGCUAAUGUUGACCAUAGGCAACCUAAUUUUGACGCUGACAAUAAUGAGCGUGCUAAGGUUGGGAAAGGGUGUGAGGGGCAUGGAAUUGAUUCCGGAAGUGGACUUAAUUAAGUUCUAUGAUGAAACCGAUUUGGAUCGCGUCCAAACAAAUGCUCUUGGAAUACAUGGCUUUUCAGAUGUACCCGUAUCGAUCAGCAGCGACGGAGAAUAUAGUGGAGUGCAUUUGCGAGUAUUUCGUAAUCUGAAUAGCGCUAGUGCCUUAAAUGAGCGUGAUCUGGUUGUUCUCGACAAGGGGGGCAUUGCCAUUGAAGCCAACAUGUUUGAAAUCAAAGAUCCCACUGAUCAAUCAACUGUUUUUACAACCCACCGCCCGCAAUACAACAUACCUGAUGGCGUAGAGGGUGUGCUGCAGACGAAGGUGGCCAGUGCGAGCCGCGUAUCCAGCCCAAUCGACGUGCCUUUAAUUAUGGAUAGCGACGGCCACAUUGUCAUCAAGGGGUCCGAGGGCGUGUCCUUCGAUGGGGCCACCAUAGAGGUGCAAGUCGAGCAUCACGUUUCCCUCAACUCAACUCAGGGUGCCACAGUGCUGGAGGCAGGUAAAGGAAUUUUCCUUGACAUGGAUCGUAUACCCGUUGUAAGCUCGGAGUUGGGCCUUCGCACUGGAAGUGUGCAGUACAAGAUUUGCGUAUGCAUGCCAAUUGGCGUACUCUUUCGCAUAGCUAUCCCUCGUGUGCACAACGGACCAAAGAUAUCUUGCGCCCACUUCGACAGCCAGUUCGAUCCCUGUGAGAUCAACUGACUCUGCAAUAAAAUAAAUAUGACAAUAUCUAAUAUAUAGUAUAUUCCCUAUUAGAAAUGUUACGUAGCAAUUUUUUAUUUGUAUUUAAGAAAAAUGUACAAGCACUUGGAAGGUUAGUUGGUAUGCCUUUAGAGAACCCUACAAUGAAUUCGUUUGUU
Drosophila navojoa is the source of this 1285-nucleotide messenger RNA. It is a transcript of the gene Scgbeta, whose product is annotated as sarcoglycan beta. Gene Ontology annotation, biological process: muscle organ development. Lineage: Eukaryota; Metazoa; Arthropoda; Insecta; Diptera; Drosophilidae. The record is from RefSeq and is a predicted model, not a curated record. Gene Ontology annotation, cellular component: sarcoglycan complex; sarcolemma.